Molecule: messenger RNA, 1545 nt
Organism: Jatropha curcas
Lineage: Eukaryota; Viridiplantae; Streptophyta; Magnoliopsida; Malpighiales; Euphorbiaceae
Product: DCD (Development and Cell Death) domain protein
Biological process (GO): response to endoplasmic reticulum stress
Source: RefSeq, a predicted model, not a curated record
UGGAUCUUUCCACUUUGACAAAUCCACACGCAAUCGUUAAGCUCUUCAAAUUCCUUCACUUUCCUGGAAAUUUCCUUCUCCUGUUCCGAUUUUCUCUUAUUUAAAGCUUCAUUUCUCACCCACUCUUCUCUCUCUCUCAUCUACGCUUCCUCUGUUUUUUCAUUUCAGAUAAUAAAAUCUUUAGAAUCUUUGAUACUUUGAAGGGAAUUGGUGUUGGAGAUGGAGAAUAACCAAUCUUUCUAUCAAUUCAGUGAUCAGCUGAGGUUGCAGGCUUCAAACUUAGCUAAUCUGUCGCUCAACGACUCAAUAUGGAGCAAUUCGUAUGUGUCAAAGAGGCCCGAUGAAAGGAGGAAUUUUGAUUUAAGAGUUGGUGGUGAAGUGAAUUCUGUUGUAAAUUCUAAGCCAAAAGAGUCUGAUUUAAAUGGUUUUAAUGAUGGAUGGAAGAUAGGAUCUAAUCCUUCUUCUGCUUCUACUGAUUUGAAUGGAUUUAAUGAUAGUUGGAAGAUGGGACUGGGAUAUGGUGCUAAAAGUUACAGUCUUGGUCCUAUUGGCCCAAUUGGUCAGGUUAUUGGCGGUGGGUCUCAAAAGAAUGUUGGGAUCAACGGCGGGUUUAGCAAGGGGAUAUAUUCAAAGAAUAAUUAUAAUCUCAACAGCAAUCUUAAUGUUAAUGUGAAAGGGAAUAAGAACAAGGGAGACGAUGAUCAUGGAGUCAUCAAAACUGGCAAGAAAAACACUAACAAGAAGAACAGUGGUGAUAAUAACAAUAAUAAUGACGGUAAAGACAACAAAAGUGCUGCUGAUAAGAGAUUUAAGACACUGCCACCAUCAGAGUCUCUGCCUAGAAAUGAAACUGUAGGUGGUUAUAUCUUCGUCUGCAAUAAUGAUACUAUGCAAGAGAAUCUCAAGAGGCAGCUCUUUGGUUUGCCUCCUCGUUACCGAGACUCAGUGAGGGCAAUUACUCCAGGCCUGCCCCUUUUCCUGUAUAACUACUCCACCCACCAACUCCAUGGAAUUUUCGAGGCUGCAAGUUUUGGUGGAACAAACAUUGAUCCGACUGCCUGGGAGGACAAGAAAUGCCCUGGAGAGUCGCGCUUUCCUGCUCAGGUGAGAGUUAUUACAAGGAAAAUCUGUGAGCCGCUUGAAGAGGAUUCCUUCAGGCCAGUUCUCCACCACUAUGAUGGCCCUAAGUUCCGGCUUGAACUCAACAUUCCUGAGGCUCUGUCUCUUUUGGACAUAUUUGAUGAACAAAACCUUUGAACAGUUUUAUCAUAUACAGGCAUAAAGAUACACACACACGAGGCGAAGAGAAGAGUUGAUCAAAGAAACAGAAGAUAAAAUUAAAGAGUUGUUUAGCUUUAAUAUAUAACAUAUAUAUAAAGUUAGUUUGGGGAAGAAUACUAUGGGAAUGGGAAAGAGGCUGAAAAUAUACAGCCUAGUUUGAUGUAUAAUUUUUGUUUGGAGGCUGUUUAUGGUCCCUUUUAUUCUCUCUUGUUUGUCCUAUAAAUAAUUAAAAAUAUUACAAAAUGAAAUCUUUAUUUAUAAUAA